Molecule: messenger RNA, 5459 nt
Organism: Pocillopora meandrina
Lineage: Eukaryota; Metazoa; Cnidaria; Anthozoa; Scleractinia; Pocilloporidae
Source: the annotation of a GenBank genome assembly
AGGAAAAAUCCAAAAUGUCGGCGUUCUUCUAUACAUAUCAUCGAAAGCUCCACUGUUUAAAUGUAGAUGACUACGUGGUGGAAAAUGGAAAACAGCUGAAAAAGAUCGCAUCAGAUCUUUGUGGGGUAAGUUUUGAUACAAAGGCAGGGAUAGCUUUAUCUUAUGAAAGCAUAACGUGUUCGUGGUGGAAGUUUAAGAAUAACGAUUAACAUACCCACGUAAGGUUCUACUGCGAAAACAAAUUUUUCCACGGAUCGAACAUGGGUUGGACAAGCGAUUUUUAAAUCACAUAUAGAUUGGCCUUAAUAGAUACUGAUAUUUACUGUCAGGGUAUACCAGAACAAGCCUUGUCUGUGAUCCAUAAUGGCCGUCUUGUCACUGAUGACAGAGAACUGCUACUUCAAGAUGGAGACGUGUGCUAUGCUAGUCUGCUUCUACCGGGUGGAAAGGGAGGGUUUGGUUCCAUGUUACGCGCCAUCGGAGCACAGAUUGAGAAGACCACAAAUAGAGAAGCAUGCCGAGAUCUGAGUGGAAGACGAAUGAGAGACAUAAAUGACGAAAAAAAGUAAGUGGAAAUUUUCUGACAGACAAAGCUUGAUCAUGUCCAUCCUUUUAUCUCCUAUAUGACUGACUCACUCAGUUAUACAAUUCUAGUAUGUGUUCAGCACGAGUUUCCAUAACUUUGUCCAUUAGUGGCUGCCAAUGGUUGAAUGUGUUCUGUGCCUGAAAAGAGACGGUAAGGUGAAAGCCAAACACGAUAACCAGCUCAUAUGCUAAACAGACUGUGGUGAGAGUUCUUAUAGAUAGCAAUAGACUGCUGGAAACCUCUUUUAUGGAAACCCCAUUGUGUUAAGCCAAGAAAGGCAGAAGGGAAGGGAGCAGUGAGUGGAGGUGGAAGAAGUUCACUGUCAUAUUGACUAAACUGGUGUGUACUGUGUGAUAUGGUAUGGUUUUUAUGAUCCUCAGUCUGAGACAUGAAGAUUUACCACUAAGUGUCUUGAAGAAGGGAUCUCUCUGUGCUAGAAGCUUCUAAUAUCUAAGUAUCAAUACUCUGGAUUGUCUGUGAUGAAUUUUUAUAUUGAUUUUAGCUCUAAGAAGUUGGUGCUGAUUCAACUGGUAUCCAGCUUUUGAUAUUUGACUUUCUUCUCAUCACUAUUAUACUUGAUAAAAUAAUUAUAUUGGUCACUCCUAGGAGUGAAAGUGGUGGGGUGUAGUUCAAUAAACCCUUUAAUUCCCAUGAGUGACCAAGACAGAAUUUCUCCUUACAAUAUCUAUACAAUAUCAACCAGGUAAAGUGUUGAGAAUAAAGAAAAAUAUCAAUUUGGAGAGAAUGAGUUGAUCUAAUACUAAAUUCUCUGAACUACCAUAACAAGUAUUGCAUGGUUGACAGUAAGGGGAAUUCCAAAUUUGAUCUGAGAGUUAAAGGGUUAAUAAAUUUUUCAUCUGUGUUUCACAAAAAUGUCACCUUUAUGAACCAGGUCCAUGGUUAUAAAGCUCUGUAUUUUGCACAUAAUUUUGAUGAACUUUUAAUCUCUUGUUAUCUUCAAGGAUUGCUGAAUGGGUUUCUAAACAAGCUGAAAGAGAGCGAGAGAAGGAACAGAAGAAACAGGAGAGGUUAGCAAGAAGAAGAUCAAUGCCAAAACACAUGUUUGAUGAUAAGACAUACACACAGAAUAUUCAGCAAAAUUCAGAGAGAAUAGAAGCUGCACUGCAUCAAGGUGAACUACUUGCCUGAAAUUUUCAGGAACCGUCAAGAAAAUGCUGUUUCAAGAUGUACCUAUACUUAAAAAGCCAAACUUCUAUUUUUUUAUUACCUAUUUCUCUUUAUUUUGGAUCCGUCCCAGUUGUGUCCAUCCUCCCAUUUUGUUCCAUCUCUUUUUUACUCCCUGUAAAGCUUCCCUUCCACUUUAAACUGAAUGUUUUCUGGUUUUUUUUUAUUACUCAUGUCUUUCACUAUUUUCUCGAAUUCUAUGUUGACAUCCAUACUUAAAUUGAUAAAUUUAGAAAAUUACAAUCUUUUUACUUUCAUUCAUUUUUUUUUUUUUCACAUGUAAUUUUAUUUCAGUUGUAAUAUGUAACACCUAAUUGGCUUAUCUAUUACCUAUAAAACUGUUUUUCAUUGUUUCAGUAUAUGCAUGCUGUCCUACUCAUUUCCUCUGUUCAGUCAAACUUGUUAUUAAAGAAUUUAUUUUGAUGUUUGUUUCUCUCCGGCCUCAAUUAGCUUCACUAUUUUGUGGGAAGCAAUUGUGAGAUAUGUAUUUUAAUUGCUAAAAUAAAUAAAUUUUUGUUUGUUUGUUUCAGGGCUUAAAGCAGCUGGCAGUUCAAGAUCAUCAGGUGCUUCAAGCACUUCAGAGAAGGCAGCUGGAAAAAGAGUUCAUCCAGGGGAUCCUACAAUUUCAGGAGGAGGGAAAAAAAGUAGAUUGUGGUAAACAGUCCCUCCUUAUGCUCUCCGAGGUUUAAAUUUUUGUCCUUUCCAUCGAAAUCCAAGUGAUUACAUGAAGGAGUUCAGAGGAAAAGAAGAGUCUAUUAAUGUUUUGUGAACUGUUUAAUAUGCAGUUGACCUGAAAUUUACUAAAAACCACUGUUGUCUGUCUGUCUGUAUAAGAGCUUUGUUACCCUGGAAUCAGAAAAGAUGUUUCCAAAAGCAUUUUUUCUUGUUUUUAACAUGAACAUGCUACAUUAUGUUCAAGUUUCGUGAUUUGAAUAAAAAAGUUUCUUUUGGUUUAAGAAGAAAAUUGCCUUUUAGAACUACUCUUUGACAGUUUUUCACAAGGUAUACUGGUAUGUAUUUCUUAGUAAGGGCAUCAAGGUUUGGUUAGGCAAAAAAUAAUUUCAGUUUGCUUUCAGGCUGGGAAUGGAAGACCUGUCAGACAGUGGUGAUGAUGAAGAAGGGAUGGCUCCUGUCAGAAGCAACGAUAAUGAAGAUCCAAGCAGGCACACAUGCACUUCAACUGGUGUGUCUUGUAGCAGCACUCAAGUAGAGGUUGCAGUCCCUGAAGAGGCUUCAGACAACAGACAUUGUGUAGACACAGAUUGUAAGAUAGCAAAGCCACCUGCACAGCCAUCAGAAACAAAUGCUGAGUCACAGAAAGAAGACACAAAGACAGAGCAUAUUAGAGCAGCUGUCGCUGAUACAAAAGAUCAGAGAGAAGAUUUUCAGGAAAAAGAUGGAAUGACAGAAACAGUUACCAGAGGAGAAGACAAUAAAGCUACUGAAGAAGAGACCAUUAGAAAGGUUGGGAUUUUAAAUAUUAAAUCAAGGUUAUCCAAUUGUCUGUACUUAGAUAUGACAUCCAAAUUUUCACACCAGUUUCUAAUAGGGGGAGUUUAUUUUACAGAAAAUUAGGGAUAAAAGCUCAGGGCCUGCUACCUUAGAGUGGUUUUCACUCAAAGUAGGCUGUAAUAAUUGUGGUAUAAAAUUUAAGUUAUUAAUUUGUGAUUGGCAUCCUGUUCAAAGUUACUCUUCUGAGUAGUGAAUAUUUGAAUCACCCUGAUAUUUAUGCUGAUUUAUUUAUUACACUAAACUCACCAAUUGAUUUUAUUAUUACAAGCUCAGCUAUGCUAGGAGGGCAGAAGAAGCAAACCCUCUCUUCUGGUUGGUUACUGAAGUCCAUCUUGCCACUUGAGAUUUCCCAAUUUGAACACCCCCUCCCCUCCCUCCUUCAUAAAAAAUUGCUCUUACAUUAACCCUCUACACCCUAACAUCAAUAUUCAUAUUUUCCACUCUGUUCUCUAUACAUUUCCUAAGGUGCUGACAAGGAGAAUUUGUCUAACAAUCAAGAGUUUCUAGAGUUGGUGAUCAUUUCCUUUAUUCUCAUGACAUUAAUGCUAGAUUCAGAGGUGAUAAUGUAAGGAGAAAUUAGAUGCUAGUUAUUCUUAGGGAUUGAAGGGUUAAGUAAUUGAAGUAAGGUUCUUAUUUUGUUUUUUCUUUCUAGGUUGAGUUUUGCCUUGAUAGCUGCUCAUCAGCAGAGGAGCUUGAAUCCCUAGGAUUGGAACAUCUGAAGGAGGAACUAAUGUCAAGGGGGCUCAAGUGUGGAGGGACAUUACAGCAGAGGGCUCAGAGGCUGUUUGCUACAAAAGGAGUCCCCAUGGAUCAACUGGAUCCCUCUUUUUUUGCCAAGUCAACAGGUGGCAAAAAGUCUAAUGGGAAGAAGUAACAUUAAAAGAGAACUGCACCUGGAAUUCUGUUCAUAGUUGUAAUCUUGUCAAGUUCUUAGCAUGGUAUUCUAUCUUGCAGUUGCAAGGCAAAUGUAUAAAAGGUUUAAAAGGUUUAACAGCCAUGAAGAAGUUACUUUACGUUUUGCAACAGAACAAAUUUAUUUCAAAAUGUAUUUAACUUUUACAAUACUUCAGCGUUUUCCUAAUAAUAUUAUGCGUUUGUUACUUGAAUUUUACAUUGUAUUUUCAUUGCUAUUACAUUAAAAAAAUUAAUGAUGCUGUCACUUUUAAGUGCCUUAAACAAACCACUUAAGGGGGCAUGUAAAACCCCAAAUAAACAUGACAAAACAAACAAAAUGUCAUGGAGAAUGAAAGGUUAUAGGGAAGGUACUGUUACUGUAGUUACUUUAGCAUCUGCUUCUUAGCUUUGAGCUAAGGGGUAGUCAGAGAUACAGCUAAUAUUUCCUUCAUUUCCUAACAAAAGAGAGGCUAUUCUCAUGGUAGCAACUUUCUUGGGGUAAGCACUCUUGAGAAGUCACUAUUUGCCAGAUUCCAUUUUAUUCUUUAACUCCUUGACAUGAUUAAUAUGUAACUUCCUCUUGGAUUUUCAUUACACUAAUCCUUCAGACUGGGAAUAAGAACAAAUAAGGUUGUUGGGUGGAGGACAAUGUCUCAUUCUAUUAUGAAAUUCCUUGAUCUUUUAAGCAAGGGAUUGAAUGACAGUUAGAAUGGAAAGUUACUAAUUUGAUCUUGGGAGUUGAAGGUUGAUAGCAUUUUUCUGAUGCUGCACAAAAAUUAAGAAUCUACAAUAGUUUUUUUUCAUUUCAAUUCACUUUUAUUUGGGAAAUAUCUCAAGUUCAAGGUCACUCUCAUAAGCUCAUUUGACUCUUGAUUAUGUAUAAAGAUGUAUUAAAUGUAUAAAUUUUGAGCAAUUUGUAACUUUUUUGUCUGUCAUGUCUAUUGUGGAGACCACACUACAACAAAGUAUCAACUGGAAAACUUGAAGGGUUGAUGUGUAACCAAUUGUUUUCUUGCAUAAAAAGGACUUUCACAGGUUUCUUUUUGUUUACCAUCACAUCUAGAAGAAUGCAGUCUGGUGGUUUUUCUGUGUUUAUGGAAUACGCCAGUUUCCGCUUCUGUUUGGGUUUAGUCAAUUUAACAUAAGUUGUACAGUCCUUUGUAAGAAAAUAGAAAGAAUACAAUAUUCAUUCAAAAGGCCUUUAGGCACACAAAGGAGAUGUUAACCCUUCAACUUCCACAUAAGACCAAGACAGAAUUGUACCUUAAAAUAUCAAUACAAU